Chinchilla lanigera (long-tailed chinchilla) is the source of this 3364-nucleotide messenger RNA. RefSeq names its product glutamate decarboxylase-like 1 (gene Gadl1). Gene Ontology annotation, cellular component: cytoplasm. Gene Ontology annotation, molecular function: pyridoxal phosphate binding; carboxy-lyase activity. Lineage: Eukaryota; Metazoa; Chordata; Mammalia; Rodentia; Chinchillidae. Gene Ontology annotation, biological process: carboxylic acid metabolic process. The record is from RefSeq and is a predicted model, not a curated record. The transcript is spliced from 15 exons. Bases 296 to 1807 code for a protein of 503 amino acids.
GGGAUCCUGGCCCUGGGUCAGCCGCGCUCGGAGUAUUAAUAGAGCCGCGGGCGGCGGCGGCUCCCGGGUCUGCGCGCAGCUCGCGUCCCGGCACCUGCGCGUCCCCAGGCGGCGCUGCUUCUGUCGGUGCAGUCGGCGUCCCAGCAGCCGGCGCGGGAGCCGAGGAGCAGCAGCGACCAGAGAGCGCCCGGUGCACGGUAACCACCGCCCUCGCGUGGAUUUCAAUUUCCCCGGUGCUCUUUGACCUGGGGUCUCGGAGGACGCAAAGUGGCCCGGAGAUAUUGAUCAGUAAGAGAUGGCUUUUCCAAGCAAGAAGAGUGCUAUUCUGGUGGAUGGGGUUGUACUGAAUGGUCCAACCACAGAUACAAGAGCAGGAGAAAAAUUUGUCGAAGAGGCCUGUAAGCUAAUAAUGGAAGAAGUGGUUUUGAAAGCUACUGAUGUUAAUGAGAAGGUGUGUGAAUGGCAGUCUCCUGAACAGCUGAAGCAACUUCUUGACUUGGAGAUGAGAGACACAGGCGAGCCACAUGACAGGCUGUUGAAACUCUGCCGAGAUGUCAUACACUUCAGUGUCAAAACUAACCACCCAAGAUUUUUCAACCAAUUGUAUGCUGGACUUGAUUAUUACUCCUUGGUGGCCCGAUUUAUGACAGAAGCAUUAAAUCCUAGUGUUUAUACGUAUGAGGUGUCCCCAGUGUUUCUGUUAGUGGAAGAAGCAGUUCUGAAGAAAAUGAUUGAAUUCAUUGGCUGGCAAGGAGGAGAUGGAAUAUUUAAUCCAGGUGGCUCAGUGUCCAAUAUGUAUGCAAUGAAUUUAGCUAGAUACAAAUACUGUCCUGAUAUUAAGGAAAAGGGGCUGUCUCGGUUGCCAAGAUUAGUCCUUUUCACAUCUGCAGAGUGUCAUUACUCCAUGAAGAAGUCAGCGUCUUUUCUGGGGAUUGGCACCGAGAACGUGUGCUUUGUGGAAACAGAUGGAAGAGGUAAGAUGAUACCUGAGGAACUGGAAAAGCAGGUCCUGAAAGCCAAAAAAGAGGGGGCAGCACCAUUUCUUGUCUGUGCCACCUCUGGAACUACUGUGCUAGGCUCCUUCGAUCCCCUGGAUGAAAUUGCAGAUGUCUGUGAGAAGCACGGCCUCUGGCUCCACGUGGAUGCUUCUUGGGGUGGCUCAGCUUUGAUGUCAAGGAAGCACCGCAAGCUUCUGCAUGGCAUUCACAGGGCUGAUUCAGUGGCCUGGAACCCACACAAGAUGCUGAUGGCUGGAAUUCAGUGCUGUGCUCUACUCGUGAAAGAUAAAUCUGAUCUUCUUAAGAAGUGCUACUCAGCCAAGGCAUCAUACCUCUUCCAACAGGAUAAAUUCUAUGAUGUCAGCUAUGAUACAGGAGACAAAUCUAUUCAAUGUAGCAGGAGACCAGAUGCAUUCAAAUUCUGGAUGACCUGGAAGGCCCUGGGGACCUUAGGCCUUGAAGAAAGAGUUAACCGUGCUCUUGCUUUAUCUAGGUACCUAGUAGACGAGAUCAAGAAAAGAGAAGGAUUCAAGUUAUUAAUGGAACCUGAAUAUGCCAAUAUUUGCUUUUGGUACAUUCCACCAAGCCUCAGAGAGAUGGAAGAAGGACCAGAGUUUUGGGAAAAACUUAAUUUGGUGGCCCCAGCCAUUAAGGAGAGGAUGAUGAAGAAAGGAAGCCUCAUGCUGGGGUACCAGCCCCACCGGGGAAAGGUUAACUUCUUCCGUCAGGUGGUGAUUAGCCCUCAAGUGAGCCGGGAGGACAUGGACUUCCUCUUGGAUGAGAUAGACCUCCUAGGUAGAGACAUGUAGCUGUGGCUUUCGGCCCCUCGGAGGCAUGGAUCAUGUGCUGGGCAGGGCAUCUGGAGACACAUAGUAGAUUAUAGCCUUUCUAAUGAGAAACAGGAAUUGCUCCCACCCAGUCAUUGUAAAACGAAGUUGCUAAUAAGCAAUGGUGAUAAGGAUUCUUGUUGCCAAGAAUCAAUAACGCUAAUGUAAAAGAGGAAGUUUUAAAAAGAAUGAGUUUCUCAAGGAUUGUCUCUGGACAUAACCCUGAAGAGUUUAGUAAAUACCAUGUAGAUCUUGGGUUUUGAUCUUACACUGCUCCUUAAAGAACCUAUAAACUAAUAGUUUAAAGCAGCAAUUCUCAGACAGUGGUUCCUGUCCCGGCAGCAUCAAUAUCACCUGGGAACUUUUAAAAAACAGAUGCACAAGCCUCACUUCAGACCAACUAAAUCGGAAAUUCUGAGAGUGUGCCUCAGUGUUCUGCUUUAACAAGCCCUCCAAGUGACGUUGAUGCAUAAUAUAAUCCGAGAAGCACUGUUUUUUUCUUUAAAAAUCUUGUCUUGAUUGAUUAAUGCAUCUGAUAUUUUGCCAGCAAAAGGACAUCAGUAGCCUUUGAGCCACUUUGAAAAAAUACAACCAAGACAUUUGUAGUACAUAUUUUAAAGGCAUCAGGAGCAUGUCAACGCUAUUUUUUAAGAGAAACUAUAUAAAGACAUGUUUUUAUAAACUAUAUAAAGACAUGUUUUAUGCAAGCUGAAUGUUUAUUUUCAAAAGUUAAAAUUAACUUGUCUAUUUUAAUUUAUGUUAAAUUAGAGACGAAGAUAAAAGGAAAACACUUUGAAAUGUGGCCUUUUCAAUCAGUGAACAACAAUCCUAAUUCACUUCCCCAAAUCAUUUGCUUCAGUAGUUGCGAGUAGACGUUACACAGAUAGACAUGUGCAUGUCUGAGUCCCUCUCUUAGGUUUAGAGCUCAUUUUCCCCUUGCUCUCUGCCUUGUAGGGAAUAACCAGAAUAAAGUCCGGGGUUCUACAACAUUCCCAUUUCCAAACUUCGACAUAUUAGUGUAGACUUUUAACUGGUUUACAGUAUGUGCAGAAUCAAGGAAUCAGAGGCCUUUGAUGGAAACAGCUCCAUCUUUUCUGAGAAUGAAUAAUUAUAAUUUCUGAUCCUGAUCCUUGAUUUUUAGGAAAGUUUUAUUUGUCUAAUGAGUGGGUGGAACAGACAGAUGUGGCUGUAGAGUUAAAGCUCUGUGUUGGAAAAUGAAUAUUGAAAAUUGCUCGCAGUGCGCUUUCCUACUUCCUCAUUGACUUGUGUCAUUUCAAUUGUGAAAAGCAGAUGUGGACUCUUCUACUUUUAUGUAUACUUUUAUUGUAGGGUGCAUGGCUUCUCCAUAUCUCCGUUAUUCAAAGAAUGUUCUGACCCUUGUUCUGAAUUACUUUGAAUAAUCUAGUGAUAACUAUUUAUGUGUGUGUACUUCGUGUUUGUUUUUGACUUUCAUAAAAUGUUCCUAAAAUUGAUGUUUGCAGUAAUUUGGACUUUAUGAAAUAAAGAGCAGUAUUAGUGCACUUUGUGUGGUUGACCUUU